Molecule: messenger RNA, 2345 nt
Organism: Labrus mixtus (cuckoo wrasse)
Lineage: Eukaryota; Metazoa; Chordata; Actinopteri; Labriformes; Labridae
Gene: zdhhc11
Product: zinc finger DHHC-type containing 11
Exons: 11
Coding region: 367-1599 (410 amino acids)
Biological process (GO): peptidyl-L-cysteine S-palmitoylation; protein targeting to membrane
Cellular component (GO): endoplasmic reticulum; Golgi apparatus
Molecular function (GO): protein-cysteine S-palmitoyltransferase activity
Source: RefSeq, a predicted model, not a curated record
AGGCAUUGUAUCGCUAAGAGACGUAGUGAGCAUGCGCAGUAGAUCAGUUUCCAUAGUGCUUCUGCGACCUGCUGAGUGAGUCGUUUCUUCAACUUCUCCUGACUCGCGUCUUUCGGCGACACAAAUACAAGGACGUUUUAAGACAUACCUCCUCGUUUUAUUUGUUGUUUCUUCUUUUUAAAACUUGUCUCGCGUUUUCAUGUCGCAGUAAAAGUAUAUUUUUUCAUCAUGUGAAUUAAGCGGUUUUGAAGCACCUGCCGGGCAGACUGAUGGGAUAUCAAGCGGUGGAAAUCUCCGUCUGUAUUUAAACAGGAGCAUAUUUUGUGUGGUCGCUUUUUUUUUUUUUUUUUUUUUUUACCAGCAAAAAUGAACUGCUUCAGUCAAAGGCUGAGGCGCACAGCUCCCAUGCGUGGCAGCAGCAGAAAUGAGCUGGUCCCCUCCAAGCCUCCCAGGGUGAACGGAUGGUCGUGGCCCCCGCAGGCUUUCCAAGUGGCCACCUGGCUGGUGUACAGCUACCUCGCCAUAGUCAGCUUCGGCGUCUACAUCCCUCUUCUUCCUUCACCGUGGAACCAUGUGCUGUACUCCCUUACAGGAAUACCUUUUAUUGUGCACUUCUUCACACAUAUUGCUACUUUGACCAUAGACCCUGCGGAUGCCAGUGUGAGAGCCAAGCAGAGUUAUUCCAGCCCAAUGCCACUUUUUGACCGAGCAAAGCAACCACAUGUCAUCCAGGACCUGCAGUGUUGUUUAUGUGAUAUCAAGGUGGGCCCCAAAGUGAAACACUGUGGUGUUUGCAACAAGUGUGUGGAAGACUUUGAUCACCACUGCAAGUGGCUGAACACCUGCGUGGGCGGCAGAAACUAUUGGUGCUUCUUUGCCGCACUGUGUUCCGGUACACUUGGGGUCUUCCUGCUUGUUGUUGUCAUUAUAUUUAUAUUUAUUCAGCAUUACCUGGAUCCAAAUAGCCUACGGACAGCCCCACAGUUUGAUAGUAUGUUGGGGAAUAGUACCUGGCUAAUGUUUUUACCCUUGGCGCCCAUAAAAACAACUUCAGCAGGCCUUCUUAUUUUAGCCUUUCUAACAAUCAUGCUGAGCAUCACCUGCCUGUUACUGCUGGCCCAACUGCUGGGCUUCCACUUCUACCUCUUUCAUAAAGGAAUAAGCACGUACGAUUACACAAAGAUCCAGAGGCAAAAAGAAGCCAGAAUUAGAGACACUGAAGCAGGAAACCCACAUGACUCCAAAAUCAGAAACAGGGCUCCACAGAAUCAAGUGAGCUCAGUUGACUGUGAGCCAGCAUUAUCCCAGACUUCAAGUUCUUGCAAUUUUGAAGAUAGAGGACAACUCACCAGCCGGCUUUCAGAGUCCAUAUGCACUGAGUUGGAAAACUUCAGAAAAUCAGCAGAAAAGGGGAACAGUUUUCAUUACGGAACAGAAAAUCCAACAGAGAAAACAAGGGAUAUGUCUGUGGGAGAUGUACAAAACUGGGAGCCUGACCCUGAUGAAGAGGCCCGGAGCAUUUGUGGGAAGUCUGUGGACGGUAUCCCUGUAGUGCAGGAUCCUCUGGGCAGCUCAGUGAUGACUCCAGAUGAUACAUAACCCAUGCCUGUGUGGCGAUGCAUCAGGAUAUUUUACUCUGUGGAACUAUUUAUUAUGGAAAUGUGCUUCAUGAAACUGAGCAACACAACCAAGAACUUUUGUACAUACAAACAGUAUGAUACACAGAAUGGACAUAUUUUUUUUACUUCAGUCUGAAUUACUGUGGAGCUGUAGUUGUGUUUUAUUCCUAUUUUUCUAUCUCCACUGUGUUUUUUUAUGACAGCAGUUCACAUAUUUAAAGCAUUGUUUUAUCUCGCUGAUGAUUAACAAGAGUGAAAGUCCAGCUCCUCUGUGAGGUUAGCCAUUGUUUCACUGGCCUGAGUAAGAUGGAUUGAUCAUUUUUGCAACUUUCUAAAAAGCAGAAACAUGUUACUGGAAGUAACUUCCAUUUUUUUUAGCCAAAUGGUUACAUAGUAGUGCACAGACAGUGACCUUUUAACACCUUCUCAUUUAAUCCUAUAACCAAAACGGGCUUUGUAAGGCUCAGUGCAUUUUAGUAAUUGAGAGGAGUGUAGCAGUGAUGAGUUUGUAAGUUGGAAAGCUCUCUUUCUCUCUUUCUCAUAAACUUGUUUUUUUUAAAGCUGAUGGUCUGAAGCAAGUGUUUUUGCUACAUUUUAAAGAAUACAAAUGCAAGUGUCUCAUGUUUCUUGUCCAAUUGCCCUGGAACUCAGACCUAUGUCAGGAGCUGCUGGAUGUUUAAAUUCUUUAAAAAUGUUGGAUAAAUGUUUUCAAUAUUCCUAUUCUUA